Messenger RNA from Theileria orientalis strain Shintoku, 240 nucleotides. RefSeq names its product Tim10. Bases 1 to 240 code for a protein of 79 amino acids. NCBI's taxonomy places the organism in Eukaryota, Apicomplexa, Aconoidasida, Piroplasmida, Theileriidae. Gene Ontology annotation, biological process: protein insertion into mitochondrial inner membrane. The record is from RefSeq and is a predicted model, not a curated record. Gene Ontology annotation, cellular component: mitochondrial inner membrane. The transcript has 3 exons.
AUGGCCGAAAAUGACCCUACUGAUCCAGUUUCAGUAGCAGUUGCAGAGCUAGUAGGAAUGGCUGACAUGCUGAGAAGAAUGAGGGAUUCUUGCUGGAAUAAGUGCAUAUCCUCAGUUAAGAAUCCACAGCUGGACGUCGGAGAGAUCAGUUGCACAGACAGAUGCGUAAACAAGUAUCUGGAUAUCCACACACAAGUGGGAUUUCAGCUACAGAAGACGUCGCAGAGCAUGGAACAGUAG